AAAAAUCACAAAUUCACAGAGUCCACACACUCACUCUCCCAACAAGCCGCUUCGCACCCUUCACCUGAGUUCCUAUUAUCGGCUUAUCGCACUCUUCUCAGAGUCAAUGGCGUUUACACUCCAGCAGCUGAAGCAAUACGACGGCAGCGACCCAUCAAAGCCGAUAUACGUAGCAGUUAAAAGCCGAGUAUUCGAUGUAACCGCCGGCAAGUCCUUCUACGGUCCAGGUGGAUCUUACUGCAUGUUCGCCGGCAAAGAUGCCAGCCGAGCACUGGCCAAGAUGAGCAAGAACGAUGAGGACGUCAUCGGAUCCCUUGAUGGCCUCUCUGAGAAAGAGAUCCAGACUCUUGAUGAUUGGGAGAAGAAGUUUGAGGCUAAGUACCCUGUCGUUGGCAGCCUUGCUGAUUAAAUUGUGAAGUUUCAAGACAAAAAAUAAAAAAAAUAAAAAAAUGGUGUUUUCUGUAUGCUUAUGUGUUGGUUUGUGGUUUAGUGAGGAUUUGGGAUGCGGGUUUUGUGUAAUUAUGGGGAAAUAUGGGUUGGUUUUGGGUGGAUUAUGGGGUAUGUUGUAAUGGGUACUUGGAUGUUGGUUAUAUCAAUAAAUUGGCUGGCUGUGUUUUAAUUGUGAA
Molecule: messenger RNA, 626 nt
Organism: Coffea eugenioides
Lineage: Eukaryota; Viridiplantae; Streptophyta; Magnoliopsida; Gentianales; Rubiaceae
Product: probable steroid-binding protein 3
Exons: 1
Coding region: 107-409 (100 amino acids)
Cellular component (GO): endomembrane system; membrane
Source: RefSeq, a predicted model, not a curated record